CGGUACUGCCGUUGCUGAUGGCGUCCACAUGCACCGUCGCGGUCACGAAGCUGCGCACCAGCGUCGUGCUCUUCAGAACCCUGCGCCUUCUUCCGUUGCUUCGUCCGUUGUGGAGGAGACUUGCGGGUGCAGCACCGAGGUCAUCACCUACUACGGCUCUCCUACCUUGAUUCCCCUGCCGGAGACCACCUCGACUCCCUCUCCCUCUCCCUCCUCCGUGGCUCCUGUCACCUCCUCUAGCAGCAGCACCGUCCCUCCUGCUGAUUUGACCACCACUCUGGAGUCGACCAGCUACACCACCGUGACCGUCGUCACCACCACUCCGUCGUCCUCGUCUGCUCCCGCCCCGGAGCCGGAGCCGGAGACUUCCUCUGCUCCCGCUGAGACCCCCGAGACUCCGGUCUCGACUCCGGUCGAGACCCCCGUCGAGACCCCCUCUCAGGCUCCCUCUCAGGCUCCCUCGGAGACUCCCUCUCAGGCCCCGUCUCCCGCUCCCGCUCCCUCGUCGUCGACCGAGACCCCUGUGGUUGAGAGCUCGACCUGGGUUCCCCAGACCUCGUCGUCGGUCAUCCCCAGCCCCGUUGCUCCCGUCACCACCCCCAGCAGCGUGGCUCCCGCUACCACCAGCACUGCCGUCGUGGAGCUGCCCACCCCUGAUAUCACCAGCUUCACUUCCACUGGUGUCUACACCAUCCCCGCCAAGACCAUCACCGUGACCGACUCGACCACUGUCUGCGGUGCCACCAGCACUGAGCUCCCCAGCGGUACCCACACCAUUGGUGGUGUUACUACUGUCGUUGAGACCGCGACUACCGUCACCUGCCCCUACGCCACCGUCAAGCCCACUGGCUCAACCACCACCAGCGUGAUUGAGACCACCACCUACGUCUGCCCCUCUGCCGGUACCUACACCAUUGCGCCCAUCACCACCUAUGUGCCUACCAACACCGCCGUGGUCUACCCUACCCCGGCCACCUACACCCCGGGUACCUACACCAAGCCUGACCGCACCAUGACCAUCACCAACACUGACUACACCUACGUCUGCCCCGAGGAGAGCACCACCAGCGUUUCCUCCGCCGUGAGCACCCCUGUCGUCAGCACCACUCCCGCUGUCAGCACCCCCGCCGUUUCCACCACCUCGGCCAUCCCCUCGUCCUCGACCAGCUCUUCCACUCCCAUCCCCAGCGCCGUCAACGGCCAGAUGGGUAUGACCUACUCUCCCUACGCCGACGACGGUAACUGCCAGGACGAGGCGGCUGUUCUCAAGAACGUUGGUGAGAUCGCCAAGAAGGGUUUCUCCCACCUCCGUCUCUACGCCACUGACUGCAACGGUCUCGAGUACGUCGGCAAGGCUGCCAAGCAGCACGGCCUCAAGAUGAUCAUCGGUGUCUACAUCGACGGCAGCGGUCUCUCGAAGGCCCAGGAGCAGGUCACCGCCAUCACCAAGUGGGCUCAGUGGGACCUCGUCACCCUGAUUGUCGUCGGUAACGAGUCCAUCCAGAGCGGCUACGUCGAGGUUGGUGCUCUUGCCGACUUCAUCACCACUGCCAAGCAGUCCUUCAAGUCGGCCGGUUUCACCGGUGAUGUGACCACCUCCGAGUCCAUCAACAUCUGGGAGAAGGAAGGCUCGUCGCUCUGCUCGGCCAUUGACGUCGUCGGUGCCAACAUCCACCCCUUCUUCAAUGCCCAGACCACCGCCGACCAGGCCGGUAAGUUCGCCAAGUCCGAGGUCAAGAUCCUCGAGGGCAUCUGCUCUGGCAAGGAUGUCGUCAUCCUCGAGACCGGCUGGCCCAACGGUGGUCAGGCCAACGGUGCCGCCGUCCCCGGUAAGAAGGAGCAGGCUGCCGCCAUCAAGUCGCUGGUCCAGGAAGUCGGUAGCCAGUCCGUGUUCUUCUCCUUUGCCAACGACCUGUGGAAGGAUGCCGGUGAGUUCGAUGUCGAGCGCUACUGGGGCUGCAUCGAGAACUUCAACUAGAGCAAGCACCCUUUGAUUCAAAAUCAACAAUAGCUUUUGUGUACAGGAGGCUUUGGAGUUUUUAACAUUAUUUUCGAUAUUUAUAUUUGAUUUUGGCUUCCUUCCUUCCUUCUUCCUGUCGUCCUUGUGUAUAUGUGGAACUCAACGACAGUUAACUCUUUUUUUUUUCAUAUAUAUUUUUGGUGUCCUUUCCUUUCCUUGUAGGUGCUCGGUUUUCUUUGUUUGUUUUCAGUACUAGUUUCGAUAUAUGAUAAUUCGACGGAGCUAUGAUGGUU
Aspergillus glaucus CBS 516.65 is the source of this 2253-nucleotide messenger RNA. It is a transcript of the gene btgE, whose product is annotated as putative cell wall glucanase (Scw11). Gene Ontology annotation, cellular component: fungal-type cell wall; cell surface; extracellular region. The record is from RefSeq and is a predicted model, not a curated record. Bases 29 to 1978 code for a protein of 649 amino acids. The transcript is spliced from 2 exons. Gene Ontology annotation, molecular function: 1,3-beta-glucanosyltransferase activity; glucan endo-1,3-beta-D-glucosidase activity. Gene Ontology annotation, biological process: cell wall organization. Lineage: Eukaryota; Fungi; Ascomycota; Eurotiomycetes; Eurotiales; Aspergillaceae.